AGGAGAGAAUCGAAAGAUUUUCUCUACGGCUUGUCCAAAUGUAACGCUGUGACAUAGUUUCUUCUCGACCAAUUUUGAGCUACUUAACAUGCUCAGAACGAUUUCAUUUUUAUAAGUGUUCGUCUUUUCUGUAUAACUAAUCGUUCUACGCAAGAACAAGAUCGAUAUAUCGACAUGGAAGAAGCUUACAAGAGACGUAAUAAGUUAGAAACUGUAUAAGAGUCUACAAAUUUUCCUUAGCCAUAAAAGUCAAAACUAAAUAGAUUAACUUGUAGAGAAUGAAAUUCUGCAUCGAAAGGUAUGUUUCUCGAUUUUUUUUGGAAAAAUUUCUUGGUUAUAGAACCCAAAAUGCGAUUUUUAAAAAAGUUUAAAACCCAGUUUUCACUGCCAAAAUCUAAUUUUUGUACAAAAUAAAUGUCAAAUUCGUAAUCAAUGUUCAAAACUGCAUCUAGUUACUUAUUCAGAUCUAUCCAACUCGAAAAAAAAAGCUUUUCGAAACUUGAUCAUUGAAGUGUCGGGUUACGUGGACAAGCAGUCUAAUAUUUAACAAUCAUGAUGAUUAAUGUAGUUAUUCUAUAAUUACAUUAACCCUUUGAGGACGGAUGGGUGAUAUUUGUACCACCUAUUUUUCAGUACAGAAAAUGUUUGUUCUAUGUUAAACUGUUACAAUCUUUAAGAUAAAUAGGUCGCCUAUCUGCCACCUGAUCCAGGUCUUUUCUCUCUUUCUUCCUGACAUAUAGAUCUUCUCAGAUGUCCUCCUUUCUUCCUGCUACUAUAUACCGACGCAUGAUUUCUCUCUCUCUUCUCUCAAUGCAUUAUCAUUAGGUUUUUAUCUCAUCAUUUGAAGCCAAAUACAACAGUCUGACUGAAGAACCAUUUUUCGAUUGAAAAAAAAUUCCGUCCUCAAAGGGUUAAGAUAUUUGCAAAGAGUAAGAAGAGAUUCGAAACUUUCCAUAGGAAAUGAAACAAUCAAAUACGUUCUAGAUUUUUAUAUAUUUGUUAAUAGGUUAAAGAAAAACGUUUAAUUGGUAAAAAAAAAUAAUCCCGUCGAAAAGAACUUGUAAAUGAUAAAUCCAGAACAAUUGAAAUUCAUUUAAAUCGACAUUCCAAAUCGAAUUUAUAUUCCUUAUCAAAUCUAGAAAUAAUUCAUCAAUUGAAUUGUCGAUAUAAUCAAAUAGAUGAUAGUUUAUCAUAUCGAACAGGAGCAUCAUUAUCUCCAUCAAUAGGUGAUGCACCAGCUGCUAGUCCUGAACAAUCUUAUAUAUUAGAUUUAAUAUACAUAACAAAUGCUCAUCUUGAUAAUAUGGAUAUUAUUCAACAUUCAUCAUCAUUUUAUUGUGAUCAAGAUAGUAGUUCAAUUCCAUCGAUUUUAUUAAAUACUAUAUCGAUUAAUAAACAACCAAUUAAAUCAAAUUAUUUAGAUUUUGAAAAUACAGAAAAAUAUCUUGAAGAAAAUCAAUGUGAUUGUUAUCGUCAAUAUAUUGAAAAUGAAAAAUUAACUAUUAAUGAAGAACAAGAUGAUGACAAUAAACUAAAAAGAAAGUCGAAAAUGUCAAUAUAUAUGAAUAAAUAUAUAUGGUCUUAUUGGAACAAAUUUCAAAAAUUUAUAUCAAAUUUUGUUGCAGAAAAAUAUUUUCGUCGUAUUGUAUUGUCAGCUAUUGUUAUAAAUACAUUAUCAAUGGGUAUUGAAUAUCAUGAACAACCUCAAUCAUUAACAAAUGCAUUAGAAUAUUGCAAUUUAGUAUUUACAUCAUUAUUUGCUAUUGAAAUGAUUUUAAAAAUAAUUACUGAUGGAUAUCUUCAAUAUAUUAAAAAUGCUUAUAAUUUAUUUGAUAGUGCUAUUGUUAUCAUGAGUCUUAUUGAAUUACAAGGAAAUAAAAAUAGUGGAUUAUCAGUUUUACGUAAAUUUAGAUUAUUACGUGUACUUAAACUUGUCAGAUUUAUGCCAACACUUAGGCGGCAAUUGGUAAUCAAUCUUUUCUUUUUUUUUGUUCUUCUCUUUUAUUUUAUUUUAUUUUUUCAUUCGAACUACUUAUCGAUUCAUUGAUAACUAUCUUUAGUAGAAAUGCCAUAUUCAACUAAUCGAUUCUGUUUUAGUUUUGUUUUAACUCUUAUCACAUCCGAAAGGUAUCUGUUUUGAGCAUACUUAUUUUCCAUUUUUAUGAUAGCUGAUUGAAUAACUAUAUCCAAUAAUUUUGAAAGAAUUUUCUAAAUGUUUAAAAGUGUAUAAAAGACAGAAAAUGAUUGUUUAAGAAAGGAUUUUCAUAUAUAAAUUUAUGUUAAUCUCAACUUUAGAAAAAGUUUCAAUAAAUAAAUCUAAUUAAUUUUGUUUUUCGCUAUAGAUUGUCAUACUUAAAACAAUGGAUAAUGUGACUACAUUUUUUCUCUUUAUUACUUCUAUUUAUAUUCAUAUUCAGGUAAGUUUAGAAGAAAAAAAAC
This is a messenger RNA of Rotaria sp. Silwood1, 2439 nucleotides long. The record is from the annotation of a GenBank genome assembly. Lineage: Eukaryota; Metazoa; Rotifera; Eurotatoria; Philodinida; Philodinidae.